Messenger RNA from Catharus ustulatus (Swainson's thrush), 708 nucleotides. RefSeq lists its product as uncharacterized. NCBI's taxonomy places the organism in Eukaryota, Metazoa, Chordata, Aves, Passeriformes, Turdidae. Gene Ontology annotation, cellular component: external side of plasma membrane. Gene Ontology annotation, molecular function: signaling receptor activity. The transcript has 3 exons. Bases 1 to 708 code for a protein of 235 amino acids. Gene Ontology annotation, biological process: tumor necrosis factor-mediated signaling pathway; T cell costimulation; B cell costimulation. The record is from RefSeq and is a predicted model, not a curated record.
AUGUCCUCAUCAGGAAAAGCUGCCAGUGCCCCCUCCUGCCUCUCCUUCGAGUGCUUCGACACCCUGACCAAGUCGUGCAUCAAGUGCUCCGACCUGUUCAAGGACAACACAAUGCCACAGUUCUUGCCUGCCACCGCAACCCCCAGGCUAGCCAGCCAGGUGAAAAAUGCUGCUACCCUCCUUCCUCCUUCAGCUCUUCCCCUCCUGACACUACCGGCAUCUCGCCCCACAGCAGAGCCUACCUUGGCACCCACCCUGACCAGCACCUUCCUGAUCUUUGGGGUCCCGCUGGUGGUGGGGCUCAUCCUGGUUCUGGCUGCCUUCUGUGGCUUCCUGGCCUGCAAGGUGGGAAAGCAAAGAAGAAAGAGGAAGGCAGCAGACGAAGAAGACAAAGAAAACACAGACAUUGCCAGCUCCCUGCCCAGCCAGGACCCUGUCAUGCCAGAGGGAGAUGGAGCCCUGAACCCAGCCCCAUGCCUGCAUCUUGCUGGGAGCCUGAAGAUGCCGGGGCCACCCAGGAAAGCCAGGGCAAAGCAGAGGCCAUGCUGCCAGGGCAACGGUGAUGGCGACAUUGUUCUGCUCUCCGCUGUGUACCCCCGACCUGAGGAGUGCAACCACAGCUUCCCACUGCCUGCCACUGAGCUGGGGGCCACAGCACUGGUCACCACCAAAACCACCCAGAACUGUGCCAGAGAGGAGAGAGUCUGA